AUGGAGAAACAAGGUGCCAACAGCCCACCAGCAUCUCCCCCUAACCUGCCCUGCCCUUCACCCGCGUCAGGGGGGCUCAGUCCAUCCCACAACGACACGACAACUCAGUCAGACCCACACACACACGUCUCGGCAGACGCACCACAGGCAGACACGACCCCAGACGCAAACAUCAACAUGGAGGCAAAAGAGGAGAAGAAACCAGGGCUUAGGAACAAGUCUGACUCCGCUCCUAACGGGACAAGAUCCUCUCCUCCACCACUGCUCCCCGCUCCCAACAAAACCUCCCCCUCUGAGCUGCCUUCAUCAUCUCCUCUUCCUCCUCAUAUCCCAGUGAUCAGCCUGGGUCACACCAAGCCUCCGCUGCCCCUGACCACGCUACACCCCAUCCCCACCCUGCUGCACGCGGACCCUCGCCGAGCACAAGGGGCCGCAUCCUCUGCUCUGCACAUGUUCACGCCUGUGCACAGCUUCUUCACCAGCACUUACUUUGGGCCUUCUGGGGGGAGCUUCGGAAUCAUCGCCAACAACCGGAAGAGAAGGCCAUCCUCACACUAUGAGGUUGAAAUAAAUGAAUCAGGCCCUCCACAGAAGAUUGCCCGGCGUGUCUUCACCAACAGCCGGGAGCGCUGGAGGCAGCAGAAUGUCAACGGGGCUUUCUCCGAGCUGAGGAAACUGAUCCCCACUCAUCCUCCAGACAAGAAGCUCAGCAAGAACGAGAUCCUGCGCCUUGCUGUCAAAUACAUUCACUUCCUGGUGGCGCUGCUCGAUGACCAGGCUGAGGAAGGGGGCGAGGGGGGAUCAGAGGGACCAGACCCAGGCACUCCUGUCACUCAGACCCCACAACCUCCGGCCUUAACCUCAGCUCACAGGAACUCCACGGACUCCAUCAUCGUCAUGACAAACUCUCCAGCAUCCUCCAGUUGUUAUGGAGACACAGACAGCGAGGAGAGCUCUUUGAUGAACCACAGCAUCUUGGCUAAAGUCAAAGGAUGA
This is a messenger RNA of Knipowitschia caucasica, 996 nucleotides long. The record is from the annotation of a GenBank genome assembly. NCBI's taxonomy places the organism in Eukaryota, Metazoa, Chordata, Actinopteri, Gobiiformes, Gobiidae.